Messenger RNA from Colias croceus (clouded yellow), 1363 nucleotides. RefSeq lists its product as uncharacterized. The transcript has 4 exons. The record is from RefSeq and is a predicted model, not a curated record. Lineage: Eukaryota; Metazoa; Arthropoda; Insecta; Lepidoptera; Pieridae. Bases 67 to 1314 code for a protein of 415 amino acids.
AAUUAAUCAUUUAUUACACUCACAAUACCAACUUGACUCGAGUCACCUGAGUACAAAGCUUUAAAAAUGUCUACGAAAAGAUUUCCAGUAUUUGUGAUUUUAUUUUUAUUUUGUCAUCUUCAACACAUUAAAAGCGAAACAUAUUCAACGAUGUACAAUGACGAGGAAAUUCAAAAUCUUAAUCAAGGAUCUAAACAAACUGUCCAUACGUUAAAAGGUCGUUUCAAUGAAGAAGCACAAAGGCUCGUCAAAUGUGGAGAAAUAGAAGAAAAUAUGAAAAAUAUUACUCAAACGGCCCCGAAAUAUAAUGAGUUCCAUAAAGAUCAAUCAAUUAAUGAAAAAACUGGCAAGGAUAUUGAUAUUGCGGAUGUAGAAAUGAAAAUUUUAGCUGAAAUGUUGAAAGACUUUGAAGACCAUCCCUUGCGACUUGAUGAGGAUGAACCCGUCAAAACUGUUAACAAUAAUACAGAUUCCCAUUCGAACGAUUACGUAGUUGACAAAACUCACAAAGAGUUUGAAUUUGAAUCUCUGUUGAUUAAAAAUGAAGCUGCAAGCAUGUUCAGAUAUACAGAUGAUGACAAUGAUGAUAAUGAGGACAAUAAUAGUACGAUAACUAAUAAUAAAAAUAACACUAGAAGAGUUUAUCCUUACGAUUCAAACCAGGCGCAAAUUCCGCGAAACUACUACAAUCCGUUUGAAAACCCACAACCACGAUCUAAUAUGCAAUCACCUGUUACGAAUGCGGAUUUAAGUCGUAAGGUUACGAAAGCUAAUCUUAAUAAUCCAAAUAAUCUAAAUAAUCCAAACCAUCCAAAUAAUAUAAAUAACUUAAAUAAUCCGAGUAAUCUAAAUAAUUUAAAUUACAAUUACAACUCCAACCCACCAUUGGGCAACGUGAACAAGGAAAUAUCCCCAUUGAAUGCCGCUCGUGAAACAACAACAGUUUCUAAUGAUAUAGCAAACAUGGUCAGGUCGAAUUUGAUGCUAAUCGAUCACCCCCGAGUUUGUUAUGCUUGUAGUAGCACAGUUAGCCCUUCGUGCUGGUCUCCAGAUAGAAGAACACCAACAAAAUACUGCCGACAGGACCAUAACGCGUGUUUAACGAAACUCUACAGACAUAGAGGUAUAUCUUUCAUUAUUCGCGACUGCGGUGACGCCUGCUUGAACAACAACUUAGCUGAAUACGGCAUUCGAUACAAAUCUUGUACAAUAUGCCACUCCGAUUUAUGCAACGGUGCUUACUCUGUACAAAUUUAUGCACUAAAUAUUAUAAUUAUGCUAUUAAUAUCAUCGUUUUUCAAAAUCACUCUUUAAGCUCUGUAUAAAAGUAAUUGUAUUGGUUCUUAUAAUAUAACCUACUAUU